Messenger RNA from Neolamprologus brichardi, 2440 nucleotides. The record is from RefSeq and is a predicted model, not a curated record. Lineage: Eukaryota; Metazoa; Chordata; Actinopteri; Cichliformes; Cichlidae.
AUGGCAUCCCAUGCAAAGACAAGAGGUGGAUUUCUGAUGGAAUACAUCAAAGCCCCCAGAUCAAAGUACACAAUGGUAGGAGAAGCCAUACGUUAUGUUGUCCCUGGGCAUAUGCAGUGCUCGAUCGGCUGUGGAGGUCAAGCCUGCAAGUAUGACAAUCCAAGUUAUUGGAGUGAUGACCAACAGGCCAUUAGGGGCCUCUACUCAUCCUGGGUUACUGAUCACCUUCUUGCCAUGUCCAGACCUUCAACAGAAAUCAUUGAGAAGUAUAACAUUAUUGAUCAGUUCAGAAGGAAUGGUAUUAAAACAGUGAUCAACUUGCAGAUCCCUGGUGAACAUGCUAGCUGUGGCAAUCCACUGGAGCUACAGAGUGGGUUUUCAUACCUCCCUGAGGUCUUCAUGGAAAAUAAGAUUUAUUUCUAUAAUUUUGGUUGGAGUGACUAUGGCGUGGCCAGCCUCAGCACUGUGCUGGACAUGGUGAAGGUCAUGGCCUUUGCACUGCAAGAGGGAAAAAUAGCGAUCCACUGUCACGCUGGUCUCGGCAGAACAGGUGUUCUGAUAGCGUGUUUUUUGGCCUAUGCUACUAGAAUGACAGCCAACCAGGCUAUUUUAUAUGUACGUGCCAAACGCCCUAAUUCCAUCCAAACCCGAGGUCAGCUGCGUUGCGUCAGACAGUUUGUUCAAUUCCUUAACCCCUUAAGGAGUGUGUUUUCUUGUGCUGAGCCUCGAUCCAAUCCAGUUACUCUGUCCCAGUACCUGAACCGUCAGAGACAUAUGCUGCAUGGCUAUGAGAGGAAGGAGUUGAGGCACCUGCCAAAGAUUGUUAAGUUAGUGUCUAGGCUGCUGCUGGACAUUGUAGAGAAUCGACAGGUGAUUGAGGAAGAUAUUCUUGAGGCCCCUGAUAUUCAUGACAUUGAAAUGUGUCUCAGCAUUAUCGAGAAGAUGGAUAUUGAUAUAAAGGCACCCCGCUUACCAGGUUCACCCACUUUACCAAGACAUUUUAACGAGCCCCCCAUCUUCUACCAUCGUAAAAGUCUGAGCUACAGUGAGUCCGACUUGAGACGGUUGGGGUCAGAGCUGAACCUUCUCACGCAUCCCAACUCAACAGGCUCACUUUGGUGCGUUAAGAAUGAGGAAAACCAGAAAGAUGGACCCAUUCUACUGAAGAAAGUGAAGAGGAAAACAAUCCAACGUAGCGAGUCAGUAGGAAACAAUGAACCUACCAAAAAGGGUAGCAUAUUGUCCAGAUGGAAGGCUGAGCAGAGGGAAGAGCUGGGAAUGAAUGGGGUGAAAUCUCAAGGUAAAGAAGAGGAACAAUCAGAGGUGCCAUUUAUCACCCUGCAGUCAGAAUUGUCCCUGGAUUCCAGGAGAUUGCUUGUGGCACAAGCUCUGGCAGUGGACCUUUUUGUCGAUGGGCAUGAGGAACACAACAGCAAAGUUUUGACUUGGCAGGCAGAGCUAAAUCAAGGAGGUGCAUGGGAAAGGCUGUGCAUGGAGCGAGAUCCCUUCAUCCUCACUGGACUCAUGUGGGCGUGGCUAGAGCAGCUUAAAGAGCCAGUCAUCUCUAUUCAGGAUGCCAAAGCCCUGAACCCCGACAAGACGGAUGCUCAAACGAUCCUAAACACACUCGAUCAGGCCCCUAAAGAAACAUUAACAUGCAUAUUAGAUUGCAUGGCUCACAUGCUGAAAAUACCAGAGGAGAUUGAAAAUACAUUCCUGAAUCGUACUAUCAAGGCUUUCACCUGGGUGGAUAUUAAUUCAGAGGACAGCAGCAAAGUGUACGAGUCCAUGAUCAGAGUCUUAAGGUGUAUUCUUGAGGACAUGAGAUCUGCACUAGAACCACAUGAGACGCCCACGUCUCCCUUCCCUGUAACAUAAUAUAUAGCCACUAAUCUAUGUUUGGUGCAUUGACACUGUGGAAAGACAAGGAUGCUUUUGUGCCUUGUGUCAAAGUUGUGUAAUGUGUAAUAUAAACAUUUAUAUGUUAACCUGCCUCAGUAGAUUCCAAAUAACAUACUGAAAAACAGCUGACGAGAAUACUUUAUUCUUUAAGUAUGCUGGGCCGUAAGCCUGGUCACAUUCAACACAUACCUCAGCUCUAAAAGCGUAGCGCUCAAACACAAAUCUUACAUUUAUACAGACUUCUCACAACACAAUACUACUGAUGCCUUUCUCAUAAUUACCACAGGAAUCCUUAACUGUAUUACUUUCAUUUAUAUUAUAAGCAUAGUGCUACCAAAGAAAAUGCAUAUAACAAAAAAAGAAAUGUUGAUCCCUCUAGUGAGUGGUGCAAACUAAAUGCAGGCACUUUUGUGAGCUUGUGAUGCUCAGGCAUUGAAGGAAUAAGCUUUUAGGACAUCUUUUCCAUCAUUCCCUUCAACCGAUGCCACAAUGCUGGAGUAGUCACAGGCGACGUGAGUAAACCCUCUGGAACAGAGUA